AUUUGGCUCAAACUUGCAAGGACAAUGACACUGUAGGCGCCGUUAUACGUUGUACAAACAACAUGUGAUGUGUUCACGUGGCACGAUUCACAGGUGGCGCCGGCCAGCCCGGAGGGCCGGGCUUUCACCGUCCUCCUCAUACCUUGAUGUCUUACGGUUCUUCGUCCGCUGGUCAUCCUGGGCGUCGUGGGGAGCCGCGUGGGCGAGCAGGUCGCGCGCCGCGGGCGCGCCCUCCUGGGGUGGGUGUGGGACGCCCCCGUGGUCGCGCCCGCGGCGGCCCUGCUCGCGGGGACGCUGCUGCUCGCGUGGGUCUUCGUAUCGCUGGAGCAGCGCUCCUGGGUGGAGGGCCUCUACCUGACACCAUGACGCUAACCACGGUGGGGUACGGCCAGCUGGGGCCGCUCUCCCCCGGGACGCGCUGGAUCCUGUGCCUCGCGCUCCCCGUCGCCGUCACCGCAGCGGGCCUGCUCGCGGGGCAGCUCGCAGAGCGCCUGCGGGAGCCCUGGGAGCGGCUGGCGCCGUCCCGCAGCAGGCGCGCCCGGCUGCUCCUCCCGAGCUCAUCUGUGGUCCUGGCCGUGUCCCUCGCGUCUGGUGCGGCCUUCUCCUGCUGGGGCAGCCAGGGCUGGACAUUCCUCGACGGCUUCUACUUCGGGGCCGUCACGGUCACCACUGUCGGCUAUGGGGACCUGUCACCUUCCGAGACCGAGGUGGAGAUGUGGCUCGCCGCGGCGCUGAUGUGGACGGGCGUCGUGCUCGUGUCCGCGUGGCUGCAGCGCAUCGGCUUGGAGGCGUCGGGCCUCGGUAGCCUCUUGUCGAGGCAGCUGCCCAGGGCCUCUGGCAACGCGCUGCCGCUGGCCGCCGGGGGCCGCGGGCGCGGCCGCUGCGGGCGCCGGUGCCGUCGGCUGCUGGCGGAGCGGUGCGCCGAGCUGGCGCCCGAGAGCGACGCGGGGCGCGAGGCGCUGGCUGGGCUCGUCUUCCUGGCGGCGCUGCACGCCGGCGGCGCGGUGCUCUUCAGCUGGCUCGAGGCGUGGAGCCUCGCCGACGGCGCGUACUUCACCGCGGUGACCCUGUCCACUGUGGGGUACGGCGACCUGUGCCCCUCGCACGCGGGGUCCCGCGCGGCCACCGCGGCCUUUGUGCUCGUGGGCGUGCCCGCGUGCGCGGAGCUCGUGGGGUCGCUCUCGUGCUUCUGGGCCGGGGCGCUCGCGGAGGCGCUCGAGGGCGCGCCGGCGGGCAGCAGCCCCGAGAGGCAUGCUUGCCUCAGCGGUGGCACGCCAGAGAUCCGUAGUGCUCUCCAGGGAGCGACAGAGAGCAUCAGCGUUAGGGACGACGACACCGCUGCGCUGCGCAAGCCGGACGGUUUCACCAAACUGAGCUGCUCGGCAGCGCGGGUGCCGCAGCCUGGGGUGACCAGCUUGCGGUCGAGUGGCGCAGGGUCCCCUCCCUUGCGGUCGCGCCAGGUGACCGCGGCAUGAUUUCCGGCUGGACCUGUCGUGGCCUUCCCGCUCUCGAGGUGCGACCUUUGCAGACGCAUUCCGCGCGGCUCACUGUGGCGCCUGGCAGCGGCGCUGGCCACCUCCUAUUCUUUUUUGUGCCUCUAGCGGCGACCUGCUGCGAGUAGGUCGGAUGGCCGCAGCGUUCGGUUCAGGUGAGCGAGCACGCGGAAUGCAGCUGCUAUCUGCUAGAUGCCUUCAGUGCCUUAGUGGACGUCUUCUUGUAAUGGCCCUCAUGGACCAUCUAUGCGGCCUGGAGGUUUAGUUAUUCAACCCAGGGUCGGAAAGAUUUUAGUUCGCGAGUGCUAUUUGAUGUGUUUCACAGCCUCUGAUGUUCUCAUACAUUCGUUCUCACACCUUCGGCGAUUAUCCAUAUUGGGGCCGGCGGAUUUUCUACGUACGUUCUCGCCCCUUGCUGGCGACGAUCCAUACUUCCGUCGUCUAGCUGCAAUUAUCGCCUGUUGUUUGAAGUCGUUAUCCGUGCCGCGCCCAUCCGCCAAUGCGCCGUGUAUGUGGGGGGGGACGGCUGGGGAGAUCUUUUCCCGCGCAGGAAUUUCGGUUUUCGCACAAUUUGUCGCGGAGGGG
Prorocentrum cordatum is the source of this 2078-nucleotide messenger RNA. The record is from the annotation of a GenBank genome assembly. NCBI's taxonomy places the organism in Eukaryota, Dinophyceae, Prorocentrales, Prorocentraceae.